Zerene cesonia (dogface butterfly) is the source of this 2253-nucleotide messenger RNA. Its product is annotated as sodium/potassium/calcium exchanger 4-like. The record is from RefSeq and is a predicted model, not a curated record. The coding region runs from base 227 to 1684 and encodes 485 amino acids. NCBI's taxonomy places the organism in Eukaryota, Metazoa, Arthropoda, Insecta, Lepidoptera, Pieridae. Gene Ontology annotation, molecular function: calcium channel activity; calcium, potassium:sodium antiporter activity. Gene Ontology annotation, biological process: calcium ion transmembrane transport; intracellular calcium ion homeostasis. The transcript is spliced from 9 exons. Gene Ontology annotation, cellular component: membrane.
UAUUGGAAGCGUUGUCUUAUAAUACAAUAUAGAUAUAUAUUUUGAAACUGUAUGUGUUAAGUUUGUGAUAAAGGUCUUUGAAUAUUCAGUUUAUAUUGUGCUUUAUGUUUUUAUUUCGUAGUUUGUGAUAUAUGUUUGUUUACGUCUGAAUUUUGAUGUAACCGAAAGUCCGCUUCUGACAGUGACUAACAAACAUGGUGAAGAAGUGUUCAUAAGCGCAGACCUUAUGAGGAAGUUAAACGAGGAGCUGGAGACGUGGCACUGGACCCCUUGGUUACGGACCAGGACGGAGAUCCACGACAAUAUACUGACGGAGGUGGCGUGCCCCAGUGGCGAUUCGAUUGACAGCUUCCCAGAUAGCAUAUUUGACGAUGAGCAGCUGCGACGUGGAGGCUUCCUCCUAUAUGCUCUAUUCGGUAUAUACGCCUUCACUCUGCUGGCUAUCGUAUGUAAUGACUACUUCAUACCCUGCGUCGAACUUAUAUGUGAAGAUCUGAAAAUACCACAGAAUGUGGCUGCGGCCACUUUCAUGUCGGUAGCGACGUCGUGUCCAGAGUUCUUCGUGAAUGUGAUAUCAACGUUUUUGACGGAAUCCGACAUGGGUAUUGGGACCAUAGUCGGAUCCGCCAUUUUUAACAUAUUGGGAGUCGCCGCAAUUGGUGGCCUUGCUGCAAUAAUGCCAAUCACGAUUGAGCGUCGGCCGGUAACGAGAGACGCAUUCAUAUACAUGGUGAACGUGAGCGUGCUCGUAGUUAUCGUGUGGGACGGCCAGGUGGAAUGGUAUGAGGCGUUGGUACUGGGCAUCAUGUACAUUCUGUACUUCGUCGUCAUGUUCAACAGCAUGCGAAUGUUUGCACUGUACGAUAGAAUUAUAGCGUCGAUAUGUAAAAAGAAGCCCGAGUAUAUUGUAUCCACAGACGGAAAGCCAGUCGAGGAUGGAGUCGAUAACAAAGGUUUUAGUAACGAUAUCUCAACUGGAAAUGGUGUUUCAAACGACAAACCUGUUGAAGAAAAAGUUGAACCCGUAGAAGAAGUAAAGAAACCAAAAAAGAGCGUCUGGAGGUUCCCAAAAGAGAACUCCACCUUGUACAAGGUUUGGUGGUUCUACGCCUGGCCUCUUAAAUUAGUUCUGGGCUUGACUAUCCCUUCACCUAUCACUUACAAAAGAUUCUACCCUCUUGCCUUUAUAAUGUGCAUUAUUUGGAUCGGUGGCAAUAGUUACUUAGUUUCUUGGAGCAUGACUGUUAUUGGACACACAUUCCUUAUCCCCGAAUCAGUGAUGGGAAUGACGUUCCUUGCUUUCGGUGGAUGUCUACCUGAGGCCUUAUCGAUUUUCAUCAUGUCCCGGCGUGGUGAGGGUGGUAUCGGUGUGUCAAACGCGCUAGGUGCGAAUUCAUUAGCAAUCUUGUUUGCUCUGGGAGUACCGUGGUUGAUUAAAACUCUGACAUACCUCGCCCAAGGCGCUGAUUCAACAGCUGUAUACAUCAACUCUGCGGGAAUUGAUUUCAUUGUCGGCUCAUUAUUGGUCGCAGUCGCAUGUCUUUGGCUGACACUAUUUAUCGGAAAAUUCCAACUUCGGAAGACUGUUGGUUUUGCGCUUCUGGUCUUAUACGUAAUUUUCAUCACCUUCGUCAUCUUAGUCGAAAUGGGCAUCAUUCUUCACACCCAUAUUGCUAUAUGUUGAUAAUUUAGUGACGUGUAGUUAGCUGUGAUACGUUAACUUUUUUUAAUUAAUGUAUGGUUAACAAUGAAUUUUAAGUUAUAUGCAAUCAGCAUUGACGUUGUUCUUCAUACAUUUUCAUCAAGACAAGCGUUUCUGUGAUGAAAUUAUGUUUGUAAAUAUGUUUUAGUGUAAGCUUCGGCCUCUUUUCUAGUGUACAGUUAUUGUUUUUAUAUACUUGUUAGUAUUGAAAUUUGAAUUACAAUUGUAUCGUGUAAUUCUGAGAUGAUAUUAUUGAACAUUGAAGGAUUUCAAUUAUUUGCAGCAGAUCUGAUUAUAAUAUGGAGACACAAAUGUGAUUGACUGUAAUGACUGAGUUGAUGUCUCAGAGAAUCAAAUGGUUUUAUAAAAUGUGGCUUGAGGGUUGGCGUAGUUGGACAAAUGCAAGUGGUGGCAAAAGGAUCAGUCUUAGGUCCUGUAAUGAAUUUAAUUUUUAAAUUGAAAAUGAAAACUUUAUAUGAUUUUAGAGUUGUAAUGAAUUAAGCCCCCUCUACCUACGUUCGCCCUUGAGAGCAAUUAAUAAAGUUGAAUAG